UGUUUAUGCGGUUGCACUUGACUCGUAGGCUUUUUUGUUAGCAUUCAAGCUAACAGCAAGGCAAAAUAAACCUACAGGACUAAUGUGACGAUUCGGCCCAAAACAAGCUCUUUGUUUGCAGCAAACAUGGUGCUUACGAUGGAAACGCAGCUGCAGAGCAUCUUUGAGGACGUUGUGAAAACUGAGAUGGUUGAAGAGGCGUUCGCUGGAAUGUGUAUGGACUCUCCUGAGGACGAGAGGACAAAGUUGAUCAGUUGUCUCGGAGCCUUCCAGCAAUACUGGGGAACUUUGCCUCAGGAGUCUCACGAACAGUGCGUGCAGUGGAUUGUACGGUUCAUACACAGCCAGCAUAGUCCGAAAAGAAUCUCCUUCCUAUACGACUGUUUGGUGAUGGCUGUGGAGACAAGUCUCUUACCACCCAGGAUGGUUUGUGUUGCCCUGAUCAGUUCCGACAACUUGGAGUGGGAGCGGACUCAGCUCUGGGCGUUGACAUUCAAGCUCAUCCGCAAAAUCAUUGGAGGCGUGGACUACAAGGGCGUUCGAGACUUACUGAAAGCUGUGCUGGACAAAAUCCAGAGCGUCCCCGUCACCGUCAGCUCGGCUAUAGUGGGACAGCUGCUGACAGCCCGAGAGGUGGUGGAGUAUAUCCUCGACAGAAAUGCCUGCCUGCUUCCCGCCUACUUUGCUGUCACAGAGAUUCGAAAACUGUAUCCAGAAGGACAACUGUCACACUGGCUUCUCGGGAGCUUGAUAUCAGACUUUGUGGACAGUUUCCGACCUACUGCCAGAAUCAACUCCAUCUGUGGUCGGUGCAGCUUGUUGCCAGUGGUGAACAACAGCGGCGCCAUCUGUAACUCCUGGAAGCUGGACCCCACCACCCUCCGCUUUCCAUUAAAAGGCAUGCUGCCCUUUGACAAGGACCUGUUUGAACCGCAGACGGGCUUGUUGCGCUAUGUGCUGGAGCAGCCGUACUCAAGAGAGAUGGUGUGCAACAUGUUAGGACUCAGCAAACAGACUCUGAACAUUGCUCAGCAAAAGCAGCGAUGUCCUGUGCUGGAGGAGCAGUUGGUGGACCUGGUGGUGUACGCAAUGGAGCGUUCCGAGACAGAGGAGCACUAUGAUGCGGACGUGGGCGGGACCAGUCAACUGCUGUGGGAGCACCUUUCCUCGCAGCUCAUCUUCUUUGUUCUGUUUCAGUUUGCCAGCUUCCCUCACAUGGUGCUGUCCUUGCAUCAGAAGCUUGCAGGUCGGGGUCUGAUAAAAGGAAGAGACCACCUGAUGUGGGUUCUGCUGCAGUUCAUUUCGGGAAGCAUCCAGAAAAAUGCCUUGGCAGACUUCCUGCCCGUCAUUAAGCUCUUUGACCUGCUAUAUCCUGAAAAAGAGUGCAUUCCCGUUCCGGACAUCAACAAGCCGCAGUCCACUCACGCCUUUGCGAUGACCUGCAUCUGGAUCCACCUAAACCGCAAAGCUCAAAGCGACAACUCAAAUCUGCAGAUUCCCAUACCGCACUCACUAAAACUACACCACGAAUUCCUGCAGCAGUCAUUGCGGAACAAAACGCUGGGCAUGACCGACUAUAAGAUUGCGCUGCUAUGCAACGCCUACAGCACCAACCCGGACUGUUUUCCCCUGCCGAUGGGUGUUCUGGUCGAGACUAUCUAUGGAACGCAGUCUAUGCGGAUCAAUUUGCCUGGUACCAACUGCACGGCGCUGGGCUCUUUCACGCCGCUGCCCAUGAACUUGCUUGACUCGCUCACUGUGCACGCCAAGAUGAGUCUGAUUCACAGCAUCGCCACAAGAGUCAUUAAGUUGGCCCACGCCAAGUCCAGCGUUGCCCUGGCCCCCGCCCUGUUGGAGACGUACAGCAGACUGCUGGUCUACAUGGAGAUUGAGUCCUUGGGCAUUAAAGGCUUCAUCAGCCAGCUGUUGCCCAACGUUUUCAAGUCCCACGCAUGGGGAAUCCUCCACACCUUGCUGGAGAUGUUCAGCUACAGGAUGCACCACAUUCAGCCGCACUACCGGGUUCAGUUGCUCAGUCACCUGCACAGUUUGGCUGCUGUGCCGCAGACGAACCAGAACCAGCUGCAUUUAUGCGUGGAGAGCACCGCAUUGCGCUUGAUCACAGCUCUGGGCAGCUCAGAGGUGCAGCCGCAGUUUACCCGCUUCCACAACGACCCAAAGACAGUACUGUCGGUUGAGUCGGAAGAGCUGAAUCGAGCACUCAUCCUCACUCUGGCCAGAGCCACCCAUGUGACUGAUUUUUUCACAGGCUCUGACUCCAUCCAUGGUACAUGGUGCAAAGACAUCUUGCAGACCAUCAUGAACUUUACCCCUCAUAACUGGGCUGCACAUACGCUCUCUUGCUUCCCCGCGCCACUGCAGGCCUUCUUCAAACAGAACAACGUCCCCCAGGAGCCGCGCUUCAACCUGAAGAAGAACGUGGAGGAGGAAUACAGAAAGUGGAAGUCCAUGACCAACGAGGAGGACAUCAUCACGCACUUCUCCAUGCAAGGCUCGCCGCCAUUCUUCCUGUGUCUGCUGUGGAAGAUGCUGCUGGAGACGGACCACAUCAACCAGAUUGGCUUCAACGUCUUGGAGCGUAUCGGGGCGCGUGCGCUGGUGGCCCACAUGCGCACGUUUGCGGACUUCUUAGUCUACGAGUUUUCCACGUCGCCAGGUGGGCCCCAACUCAAUAAGUGCAUUGAAAUCCUCAACGAUAUGGUGUGGAAGUACAACAUCGUCACUUUGGACAGAGUCAUCUUGUGUCUGGCGAUGCGUAGCCAUGAACGUAAUGAGGCUCAGGUGUGCUACUUCAUCAUCCAGCUGCUACUGCUCAAGUCCGACGACUUCCGCAACAGAGUCAACGAUUUUGUGAAGGAAAACUCACCCGAGCACUGGCUGCAGAGUGACUGGCACAACAAGCAUAUGAGCUACCACAAGAAAUACCCUGAGAAGUUAUACUUUGAAGGCGUAGCGGAACAGCUCAACCCUCCUAUGCAAGUGCAGCAUCAGUACAUGCCCAUCUACUUCGGCAACGUGUGCCUGCGCUUCCUGCCAGUUUUUGACAUCGUCAUCCACCGCUUCCUGGAGCUCAUCCCUGUCUCCAAGUCGCUGGAGACCCUGCUGGAUCACCUGGGCGGCCUGUACAAGUUCCAUGACCGUCCUGUGACCUACUUGUACAACACCCUGCACUACUAUGAGCGACACCUGAGAGACAGAACUAGCCUGAAGAGGAAGCUUGUGCACGCCAUCAUGUUGUCGCUCAAGGACAAUCGGACCCCGGGUUGGUGCCUCAGCGAAACAUACCUGAAGUUCGGCAUGAACCAAAGAGACGACAAUGUUUGGACGCCUGAUGACACCUACUACUGCAAGCUGAUUGGCCGCCUGGUGGAUACCAUGGCUGGGAAGAUGCCCGGCCCAUUCCCCAACUGCGACUGGAGGUUCAACGAGUUCCCCAACCCAGCGGCGCACGCCCUGCAUGUCACCUGCGUGGAGCUGAUGGCGCUCGCUGUGCCGGGCGAAGACGUGGGCAACGCUCUCCUCAACGUAGUCUUAAAGAGUCAACCUCUCGUUCCUCGCGAGAGUAUCACCGCCUGGAUGAAUGCCAUCGGCCUCGUCAUCACAGCGCUGCCCGAACCUUAUUGGAUCGUUCUGCAUGAUUGCAUCGUGUCAGUGUUAGGCUCGCCGGCACUAACAUCGCUGACGGGUUGGGCGCGCGACCCUUUUUCUGUGCUGGACUUCACGGCGUGCCACCAGAGCUACAGCGAGAUGAGCUGCAGCUACGUGUUGGCGCUGGCACACGCAGUCUGGCAUCACUCGUCCAUCGGGCAGCUGUCCCUCAUUCCAAAAUUCCUUUCAGAGACGCUGAAGCCGGUGGUCCAGAAUGAGUUCCAGUUGCUGUACGUUUACCACCUGGUGGGACCCUUCUUGCAGCGCUUCCAGCAGGAGAGAACGCGAUGCAUGUUGGAGAUUGGUGUAGCAUUCUACGAGAUGCUCCAGGUGGUCGACCAGCACUGUCACCAUCUCAACUACAUGGACCCCAUCUGUGACUUCUUGUACCACAUUAAGUACAUGUACACUGGAGACAGUGUCAAGGAGCAGGUGGAGAAAAUCAUCAUGACUCUUCGCCCGGCCAUGACGCUUCGUCUUCGCUUCAUCACGCAUAGCAGCAAGACCGACACAUCGUCUGCAGCAGCCACGUCAUCAUCAGCCGUCAGCGUGUCCGCCGUGCCCUCAGCCAUCGUCUCCACUUCUUCUUCGUCCUCUGUGAUUGAAGCCACUUCCUCACCUUCUUCUUCGCUGCACACACACACGUCCAUGUAGGCAGCCAGGAAAUUAUGAGGGUAAAAAUUUCUACUGUCAUAUUUCAUUAUGUACUUCUUUGAACAAUAAAAGUCUUUUUUUGGUA
Nerophis ophidion (straightnose pipefish) is the source of this 4408-nucleotide messenger RNA. RefSeq names its product mediator complex subunit 23 (gene med23). Gene Ontology annotation, cellular component: mediator complex; transcription regulator complex. Lineage: Eukaryota; Metazoa; Chordata; Actinopteri; Syngnathiformes; Syngnathidae. The coding region runs from base 127 to 4323 and encodes 1398 amino acids. The transcript is spliced from 31 exons. The record is from RefSeq and is a predicted model, not a curated record. Gene Ontology annotation, biological process: positive regulation of gene expression; regulation of transcription by RNA polymerase II.